AUGCCCAGUUUGAUUCCCCGUCUUUUCCCCAAGUUCUGGGCAACUUCAAAUUUCGACGUGGCCCCAAUUCGCUUUGAUGAAGUUAGGGAUGCAUUCACUAGCCUGAUCAAGGAAGCAAGCUCUUCGGAAAGUAAUUUCUGUUUUUUCAUUGACGGACUGGACGAGUUUGAGGGUGAUGAGGUCGAUCACUGGAGGCUUUCUCGAGAUCUUCUGUCUUGGACAGCACAAGCAAAGAAUAUCAAAUUUUGUGUCAGCAGUCGCCCUCAUAUUCCUUUUGUUCAGUCCUUCGCGAAUGACUUGAAUCGUCAAAUUAGUAUCCACGAGCUCACCCGAGAGGAUAUUUUCAAGUUUAGUGUGGCCAGGUUUGAAAAGGACCCCAACUUUCACCGCAUCAAGGACUCAUAUGAAGACUUGGUCAUUGAGAUUGUGAAUGCCUCGGAUGGAGUAUUUCUCUGGGCGCGUCUGGUUGUGCGCUCUCUCUUGAAGAGUAUAGGAUAUCAGGGCAGCGAGAAAGACUUGAAAAGAAAGCUUCGCUUGAUGCCCAAAGGACUGGAUGAGCUAUUCGAUGGGAUCCUUAGCUCUAUAGAUCCGGACGAUCAGCUGCUCUCGGACCGAUUAUUCCUCUUGACGACUCCCCAUUUCUGCCGGUCGCAGCCAAUCAUACUGAAUGCGAUAGCAUACUCAUGGCUCGAGGACCUCGAGGAUCCGGGGUUUCCUUACGAAGUACCGAUGAGACCCUGUACAGUGAGUGAGAUCAAUGAGCGAAUUGAUCGCGUCCCGUGUGUGUUGGAUCGCCUUUCUCGUGGCCUGCUAGAGAUGUCCACAACUGGCAGCCGUGAAAUACGCGGACAUGAUUAUUUCACCUAUCGAGUGCAGUUUCUCCACCGCAGUGCCCGCGACUACAUUGUGAAUACCCGGGAAGCGCAAAUGCGAGCCCGUAUACCUGACUUUGAUGUCUACUCCGGGAUAUUUCGAUUGUUACUGGCAGAAUUCAAAUUUGCGCUAUUCACAAGAGAGGAUAUGCAACCGGCACAUUGGGAAAAAGACGGCCCUUUAAGAAUGGCUCUCGAUACGCUUUUUAGUGUGAUGUGUGCUGCUCAUGCACAUUGCGGAUACAACGUGCCGUCACGUUUCCUCGAGGAGGCCAACCGCAUUGUUCAGCAUCAUACCCAAACGGUAGUAUCAAGAAGAAAAGUUCUCCCCGGAAACGAGAUCCCAGAGCCUGAAGGUCACAUCUUUGGGCGGAAAUUUGAACGCAUUGGUCGUCAAUGGCUCACAUUAAAAUCAUCGAAUCAUUCCCCCGAUUAUCUAUGCGAGGUUGUUCAGCGCGGUCUAGAGCAGUUUCUCUCGCCUGAUCUGAUGAGCCUCUUGAAACACCAGAACUCAAUCUCGGGUCCGAAUUUACUCCUUGCUGCUGCUGCUAUGAAAGUUACAAGCGUGGAAUUUGUACGGGAGCUCCUACGUGAAGGACGGACCCCUCGAGAGAUGGUGACCAUGGAGCCAAUCCACGCGAUUGACAGAGCAGAGCCAAUACCAGCCACCCAAGCUACCGUUUCUGUGUGGUUGAUGUUUCUAUAUUGCGUCGUCGAGCAUUACCUCUUGGCUCGUUCUAUAACUGACGCAGAAAAUGGAUGUCUUGAGGAGUUCUUGCAGUACGAUGUUGAUCGCGACGUGCUGUUUGUCGUGAGAAUAUUUGCCUCGUCCGACAAACCAAACGAACCGGCGGAUGAUGACCAGGCGCCCGAGAGGAAAAGCGGCGAAUUGGACGAAAUCGUGGCAUUUGACUUGCUGGAAUUCCUAGAGUUGGUGGAACCAUCCAAGAUGAAGAGCCUGCGCAUGAAACUUUCGAGCAACGGAACCCGAUCAGACCGACACGAAGUGAUGCCCAUUUCCGGGCCUCCAAUUGCGUAUCGAAGAGGCUCUCUAUCGAAGGCGCUUAGAUCAAUUGUUGCUCCAGACAAUAGCAUUGUUGACCUUGGGUUUUUAUCACAUCUCUGCCUUGAAAGUGUUAUCACCCCUUCCGAGCGGUUGGACGUGCCCUUCGCUUUCCGGAUCAGCUAA
This is a messenger RNA of Penicillium mononematosum, 2061 nucleotides long. RefSeq lists its product as uncharacterized. Bases 1 to 2061 code for a protein of 686 amino acids. NCBI's taxonomy places the organism in Eukaryota, Fungi, Ascomycota, Eurotiomycetes, Eurotiales, Aspergillaceae. The transcript has a single exon. The record is from RefSeq and is a predicted model, not a curated record.